AUUAAGAUGACAUGCCAUACCUCUGACUAUUCUCACAUCAUUUGCCUCAUUCUGAGAAACUUGGCAAGAAAAGCUCCUUGUCUGCUAGCGAGGAAUUAUAAAAGAUAAUCUAAGCUGCAAGUAUGGACAAGAAGUUGGACCUGUCUAGAUUAACAGAAGAGGAGGCCAAACAUGUAUGGGAGGUCAUUCAGAGAGAUUUUGAGCUGAGGAAAAAGGAAGAAGAGCGGCUUGGGGAGCUGAAAUCUAAGUUAGAGAAGGAAGAAACAAAGAGGGACCUAUUGGGAUCUCAGCCAAACCUGGUGGACUCUCACUGUAUCCACUGCCUGCUACCCUUUAAGUUCCUAGUGAACAGCAAACGCCAGUGCGUGGACUGCAAACUCUACACCUGCAAGACCUGUAGCCGCUACAACAAGAAGGAGCGUGGCUGGGUAUGCAACCCCUGCCGCAUGGCAAGGGUUCUGAAAAUUGGAACCUUGGGUUGGUACCAUGACAACAUACGCUCUCGCUUCAAGCGUUUUGGUAGUGCAAAGGUGAUGAGGUCACUGUACAAGAGAUUAAAUGAAGAAGGGCACCAUGAUGAUGACACACAGAGCAUGCCUGAUGUCCGCAAUGUACAUAAUGGUCAUGACGAUGAGCAUAUUGAUGUAGCAGAAGCUCAACGCUAUAAGCAGAUGCGAAAGACCAAACGUUUACUCUCUGUCCACCCAAUGGAUCUUGACAUGGACGAGUAUGUCUCCCACUCUCGCAGACCAUCUGUUCAGUACAUUCAGGUAGAGAGAGGAAUUCAGGGGCAUGAUCUAGAAUAUAGCCCUGACAUGUACCAUCCCCAUCACCAUCGCAUGAACCGCAGGAAGAGCCUUGACCGGUUCUCACGCCCAGAUGAUGGCCUGUACUCUGAAAACAGAGUGGUACGUGCUCGUUCUCUCUCUAAAAUCAACUCCUCUUUGGCUCCAUGCCAGAUCUACCUGGAUUCUUCAGAGGAUGAGGAUAUGUUCCGUUUCCCCCUCUACCAGCUGCCCCCACGACGCCGAAGUCGUGCAUCAUCUCAGGAAAACAUUAAUCAGGGAGCACCACCGAUCAAUGAGCUGAGCAAGAGAAUGUCUGCCAUUGAGAGUCUCUUGAAUCGACUGGAAGAGAAAAUUACUUUGCCUGCUGAUCGGCCUGUUCAGCUCACAGCAGGGCAGCUGGAGGAGGAAAAGCUGAGAAGAAAACUAGAUGAGCUAAUGAGUGACAAGGCACUUUCCUCUGAUGAGGAUGAGCCCAAGAGGCCUCAACAGUCCAAUGGGUCUACUAUGAGAAGUGCACGAAAGGGGGACCAGACACCAUUGGCCCCUGCACCCCAAGAACCCUUGAGCUCCUCAAGUGAUGAGAUGCCCAAUGAGGCACAAAAGUCCUUCAAUAUGACAAAGAAGUUGCGAAUGAUUGAGCAGAACGCUAAGAAUCACUACAGUGGCCCACUUACUGACUCAGAACUUUCUGAACUGGAGGACCAGGUUGCUUUGGCAGCUGCUAAAGUUCAGAGUACGGAGAGUGAGGUCUCAGACAUUGAAAACAAGAUUGCUGCUCUAAGUGUUAAAGGGCUAUCAAAUGACAAAGUAAAAAAAAAGGCACUGAGUAUGCAACAAAAAAGGAAGUUUUCCCAAGACAUUCCUUCAAACAGAGUGCAUUUUUAACUGGAAAUAGGACACUCUAACAUUUGUGCUGCUUUGCAUUAAUCAGGUGUUUAUCCAUCUACUGUAUGCAUUUGCUUCUCCAUUCAUACAUUCACACAGUCCAGAAAACUGAAUGCAAAUAAUCAAAAUACAAAGACAUAAUAAUAUAGUUUGGUGACCCCAAGGCACAUUAAUGUCCAGUGUCUAUAUUCAGUCUUCUUCAACUAUGUGCUUUAUACAGUUAUACAGUAAGAGUCAUUAUAGAGAUUAAUUUUGUUCUUACUGGUACAAUAUGGAACAUUUUACAGAAGCAGAACCAGUGAAUUCAUCACAGCUCUCUUUAAAAAUGUAUAUCUGGCUUACAUAAGUGAAGAUAUCUAACGUUAUUCUGAUGUUACUUGUUAAUAUGCUUCAUUUAAAAAGUCAGAAUUCUGGAUUUUUGGCACUAAUCUUGCUUUAGCACUCACACACACACAAUUUGUGUCUUGUGUAUGAUAUCAGACAAAAAUUUAACAGGAAUAAAAGGAUUAAUAUGUGUUGAUGCCUGACUUUGCAUGGCUUUUUCCUCAAAUUAACUCUUACCUUUCAGAAUAUAUGAAUUAAGGCAGGUAGCCUAUUUAACUAUUUUUGCAUUAGCGCAUUAUAUACAGACAUCUCACAAAUUACUUUUUAUUAUUUAUUAGAAUAUUGAAAAGAAGAAAAAAAAACUUAUUCAUCAUAAUACUGUUUUUCUUUUGAUAAACAUUCUUUUAAUUAUAGCAACUUCAAACAGGGUGAUGAAGUAUUUACUUGUUAGCAUUAGCAGUUAGUCCCUGCUCAAAUUGUAGCCAUGUAAUCUAGAUGUUUUUUCUGAGUAUUUACUACUAAGUAUUGCUACUGAGGAUAGAGUUAGGGUCUAAGAGCAUUGGCAGGGCCAGAAAAUUAACUUUGCCUCUCCAACUCGGACCCCACUUGCCUCCUGGAAACGGUGCACAACGGCUUAACACAUUUGUGUCAUGCAUGGUCCAUAACAACGUUCCUCCUGAGUCUGGUAGAACACAGCGUUCCGCCUCAGUAGAACCCACCCAACCUUAUACCACUCGUUACUCGACUCUUGCUACCCCUUUUCCACCCCUGGCAAAAAAAUGCCCCUGGGUUAGAGUUAGGUUUAGGGGUUAUGGUGAGGGUUAAAUUUUGGGGUUGGUGUAGGGUUUCUGUGGUAAACCUAACAAACACAAUAAACAGUGUAUGUAGGUCGCAAGUGACUCUCAGGACUGGCUAGACUUUUUGCAGAUCAAGGGUCAAUGGAGAAAUAUG
Messenger RNA from Xyrauchen texanus (razorback sucker), 2948 nucleotides. RefSeq names its product melanophilin-like. Gene Ontology annotation, cellular component: cortical actin cytoskeleton. NCBI's taxonomy places the organism in Eukaryota, Metazoa, Chordata, Actinopteri, Cypriniformes, Catostomidae. The coding region runs from base 123 to 1673 and encodes 516 amino acids. The transcript has 14 exons. The record is from RefSeq and is a predicted model, not a curated record. Gene Ontology annotation, molecular function: small GTPase binding; myosin binding; actin binding. Gene Ontology annotation, biological process: intracellular protein transport.